Molecule: messenger RNA, 684 nt
Organism: Salvia splendens (bonfire salvia)
Lineage: Eukaryota; Viridiplantae; Streptophyta; Magnoliopsida; Lamiales; Lamiaceae
Product: MADS-box protein FLOWERING LOCUS C
Exons: 2
Coding region: 1-684 (227 amino acids)
Molecular function (GO): protein dimerization activity; DNA binding
Source: RefSeq, a predicted model, not a curated record
AUGGAGAAUUCCAACGGCACAAAAACUCCGGGGAGAAGGAAAAUCCCAAUGAGGAAAAUCGAGAAUAAAUCAAGCCUGCAAGUCGCCUUCACCAAGCGCCGCGGCAGGCUCUUCCGCAAAGCCACCGAACUCUCCAUCCUCUGCGGUGCGGAAGUCGCGAUUCUGGUGCAGUCCCCGGCGCAGAAGCUCUACGCUUUCGGCCACCCUGCUCUGAUCGACCGCAUCGAUCCGAUCUCCCGCCGCCGCUGCGACGACGGCAGCUGGGAGCUUCUGCAACUCAUUUUUGUGGGCAUCGCCGUUUCGUACGGACUGUUAAGCAAGAAUAACGAUAUUGAGCCUCACAAAGACAACUACAAGAUUGAUAAUGCACAACUAUAUUUGUCCAAGCUGCUGCAAGUUUCAUCUGUUUUCGAUGAUGAAUCCGAAUCCGAAUCCGUGAUCGAGGAGAACAAGUUUGAAGCAUUAAACUCUCAGUAUCAUAGAGACGAGACAGUAGUUGUAGUUGAGGAGCAAAACGACGCCGUUUCACAGAGCAGCCGGAAGCCUCUCCUUCUUCCCGUUAGAAGCUUGAACCACCCCCUUCCCAACCCUAAUUCCAGAGCUGGAGAGGCGGAGGAGGAGAAGGAGGUGCUCCGAUCGCCUAUUCCAUGGCGAUCGAGGCCGGGAAGGAGCGGUGAUGGCUAA